Dibothriocephalus latus is the source of this 1596-nucleotide messenger RNA. The record is from the annotation of a GenBank genome assembly. NCBI's taxonomy places the organism in Eukaryota, Metazoa, Platyhelminthes, Cestoda, Diphyllobothriidea, Diphyllobothriidae.
AUGUAUUUGUACAACUUAAGUCUUCAGAGGGCAACUGGAAUUACCCAUGCCGUCCAUGGAAGUUUUUCAGGCUCAAAACAACAGGAAAUAGCAAUUUCCCGGGGAAAAAUCUUGGAGCUUAUGCGCGUGGAUCCAAGUUCUGGAAAGUUGUACACUCUCAUAACGACUGAGGUUUUCGGCAUCAUCCGGUCAAUGAUGCCGUUUCGCCUAACUGGAGGCAACAAAGAUUAUAUCGUUAUUGGCUCCGACUCUGGUCGCAUUGUUAUCCUUGAAUACAUUGCAUCCAAAAACGUAUUUGAGCGUGUACAGCAGGAGACUUUUGGGAAAAGCGGCUGUCGUCGGAUAGUCCCUGGUCAGUAUUUGGCAGUCGAUCCCAAGGGUCGAGCUAUUAUGAUUGGUGCCGUCGAGAAGCAGAAGUUGGUGUACGUCAUGAAUCGUGACUCCCAGGCGCGCCUCACCAUAUCAUCCCCCCUAGAGGCCCAUAAGUCCAACACUCUUGUUUACCAUAUGGUCGGAGUUGACCUAUUAACCUACUAUGAAUUAGACUUGGGACUGAAUCACGUCGUACGCAAGUACUCCGAACCAUUAGAAGAACAUGCCAACUUUUUAAUAACGGUACCAGGCGGCAGUGAAGUUCACUCGGGUCUCCUAAUUUGUUCGGAAAACUAUAUUACAUAUAAAAACUUCGGUGAUGAGCCGGAUAUCCGUUGCCCGAUCCCACAACGCCGCAACGACUUGGAUGAUCCCGACAGAGGAUUGCUAUUUGUUUGCAGCGCAACUCACAGAACUAAGAACCUUUUCUUUUUCCUGGCCCAAACAGAACAGGGCGAUAUAUUCAAGAUCAAUCUCGAGAAAGAUAAAGAAACAAUCACGGAAAUCAAAGUAAAAUAUUUUGACACCGUCCCAGUGGCCACGGCGAUGUGUGUCUUAAAGACUGGUUUCCUGUUCACAGCCUCAGAAUUUGGCAACCACUAUCUCUACCAAAUUGCACACCUCGGUGACAAUGAUGAUGAACCGGAAUUUUCCUCAGCCAUGCCACUUGAAGAAGGGGAUACCUUUUAUUUUUCUCCCCGAGGACUUAAAAAUUUAAUCGAGGUCGAUGUGCUAGAGGGUUUAUCACCAAUAACAAGUCUACAUAUCGCCGACCUCGCUAAUGAAGAUACACCACAACUUGCUGUCGUUUGUGGUAGAGGUCCGCGCUCAACUUUCCGUUUACUUCGCCACGGUCUGGAGGUUACUGAAAUGGCAAAAUCAGAUCUCCCCGGCAGUCCGAACGCAGUGUGGACCGUAAAGCGCAAUUCAGAAGAGGAGUACGACGCCUACAUUAUCGUCUCUUUCGUGAACGCAACACUCGUCUUGUCCAUCGGCGAGACAGUCGAAGAAGUUACAGAUUCCGGAUUUCUAGGCACUACGCCCACACUUACCUGCUCACAGCUUGGUGACGAUGCUUUGGUGCAAGUCUACCCAGAAGGUAUUCGGCACAUUCGGGCAGACAGGCGAAUCAACGUGUGGAGAACUCCUGGAAAAAAGGCAAUUCAAAAAUGCGCUGUAAAUUCGCGUCAAGUGGUGAUAGCGCUUACCGGCGGUGAACUUGUU